CGCAGACACAUCCCGCCAUUAUACUUCCGGUUAUGUAGUUUCCACAGUAUUUGUUUAUUUUUACGAUUAUAAAGCUGAGGCCUCAAUAUGGUGUGGCCUAAAUUAUUGGAUAUGACACGUGAUGAUUCAAAGAGGGUGUUACGGAGACUAGAGCUAGAGGCUUACUCUUCAUUGGUGUCUGCUCUACGGGCUCAGGGUGAUUUGACAAGUGCAAAAAAGUCAUUCCUGCAAAAUGCUCAGAAUCUCUUCAGUAUAUCCACAGAGAGACAUAGAGCUGAAGUGAGACGUGCUAUCAAUGAUGAGAAACUUACAACAAUCGCAGACAAUAUGUCUGGACCAGUCACUGACUCUGAAUGGUUGGUUGAAGGAAGGCGUUUGAUUCCUUUGAUGCCUCGCCUUGUGCCACAGACUGCAUUCACUUUGACUGCAAAUCAUCUGGCAAAUAUCCAAGCGGAGAAGAACUUUGUGAUGCCAAAUCCCUCACAGACAGGAAACAAAGACCUGAAUGCUGUCCCUACAACUAAUGCAAAUGUGGUGCCAUUCAGUGGUAAAGCAAGACCAAGUAGCCCAACUUCUAAUGUGGUUGUACUUCCCAGUGGAAUGUCUAUACAUAUUAAGGGUGGCCUAAAUACUGAAGAAGAGGAUAUCCAUAAGAAGAAGAAAAGAAGUAAUUCUACUGAAGCUAUGUAUGUGUCACGUGCCAACACAUUGCCAACAGGAACUAAAUUCACUCCAGCAAGUAGUGGCAAUUUACAAGGAAUCUCCCCAAUGAAGAUCACAUUUACUAAAAGUCCAGCUCGUAGUUCUACCACAGUAUCUCAGGCACAGAAGGUGAUAUUGGUGUCAGGAUCAGGGGCCAGCACACCAAACAUACUUCAAAAAUCUCUCACUGUCCCUGUUGUUAAGUCAACCCCUGGGACAACAAAGGGCCCAAUUGUGAUUGGCUCUAGCGCAUCAAAUAUUGUGACAGUUGGCACUUCUGCCGUGGCGACAUGUACAACAACUUAUUUAGGCAAUACAUUAACAUAUGGAAAACCACGUCCAAAGACUGUCACCACAACAAAGCAAACAAGAGGCAUUGUUAUACCUGUUGGCACACAUAAUAGACUCUCCUCUAUGGCAUCAAGUCAUCCUAACCUACAAAGCAUUCAGAUCAAGUCAGUCUCAAAGCCAACCAUACAGAUCAAACAAGAAGGCUCUAUGAAGAUUAUUACACAAAGUUUGCCAUCAUCAAGCAAGAUUUUACCCAAGCCUCCUAGUGGGAAUCCUAUUGUCAUGGUAACAAGUCAGUCAUCAUCAUCUGGAAUUACUAUAGGAGGAGCAAAAGCAUCUUCCACUCAAGCGGGCAAAGUAUUGAGUAUUACAACUCAUGGAAAUAAAGUUAUAGCUACAACAACAUCUCGCCCAAACACUAAUAUUUCAACAUCACGUCCAAAUACGAGUAUUGUUACUUCACGACCCAAUACAAAUAUUGUUACAGUUAACCCAAAAACUCUCCAAGUUGCUGGAAUCAGGGGACAAACAAUUACAACAGGAGCUAGAGGUGUUUCCAGUGUCUCUAAACCUAAUGUAAUUGUGGUUCAAAAGGCACAGGGCAAGAAACUAUUACAGCAGCAACAACAACAGCAACAACAAGGGCAGACUACCCCACCCAGUGCCAAGGCAGCCUCUACUACUACCAGCCCAUUUGAAAAGGAGUUUGGUAGCUUCAUACAGAAACAUGAGCCAGGUAGGGGACCAGCUGCGAGAACUGCAAUUAGAGUGACGGGACACAAGCCUAACACAGAAAAUACAGCACAGUACACUAAAAAGCAAAUUCUUGUUCAGAAGUCAGAUAUAGAUGCCAGUAAAUCGUCCCUACUAGCAGACCUAAUUCAAGCUGCAGGAAUUUACCCAGACAGUAACUCUGGCUCUAAUUCAGAUAGAGGUUCACCCGCAACUGUGGAGGAAUCUGCAACACGACAAGGGCCAGCAGUGAGUGCAGCACAGCGUAACACCUGGUUCCAGUACGAUGAAGAUGAGACACCAGUUCAGUUCCAAACUCAUUCACCAGGUGGCAGUGAAUUACAAGAGAGUGCCAGUGAUUCCGCCAUCAAGGCACUCCUUGAAAUGCAAUCUGGGGCCCCAGCUAAGGUUGUGACGCAGGUGCUAGAUGAGGAGCUGACUGGGACACAGUACCAACUGGAACAGGGAGAAGUCCUGACACUAGAGCAAGCUGCCCAGCUGCUGAAUCAUCAGUCAGGCCAGGGGGCAUCUAAAGAAGAAACUUUAAAGAUCAUACAGAAUGCUAUCAUGGAACAAAAUACUCCAUCUGAGCAACAAGAACAGGGGGGCAUCAUAAUAGAGAAUAAACCCAGUGGUGAGCUGGACCCCCAGACAGGCAUGUUUUUCCCACAAUCCUCAGCUGUUACUGUGACCACACCAAGUGUAUCUCAACCACGAGUGGUCACUUUACCUAUGGCAUCAUCAUCCAGUAAAAACGUUGAUAUCUUCAGUAGUGCUAUUGCGCAGGCUCAAAUUGACCUUGACCCAUUUCAGUUUAUUGAAGAGGAGGAGAAAGUCCCACCAGGGGGACCUAGUGCAUUGUCCCCUUCCAAAGGUGGAGCUAGUCAGACAGGAAGUACUCUUAUGAGCAUGCUAAACACUGCACCUAAAGUUGGUCAGCAGAUGACAGUUCAUACACAAGAGGGAGCCACUAAAUUAGGUGGGGCAGUGACAGUGGAGAGAGUGGAUUCUAACAUCUAUGAAGGUUACACCAGUCAGAAGUUGGAUGACCUCUCAUCUGAAGGGGGUGGAGAGGGAUCAUUCCUUAUCUCUGGGACUGCUGAGAGUGAUGCUGUUAGACUGGGGAAGAGGAAGCGAAAGGCCCCUAUUCCAGCUGAUGAGAGUCCAUCACAGUCAAGUGUUGGAGGAUGGGUGCGAGCUGCCCUAGGGCUGUUGCAACGAGUGUCACGCUACAGAGGCAUCAACAGGGACAAGGGUGAUAUCAAUGCAGCUUCAUGGUUCACUAGACCAGUCAACCCAGAGGAAGCUCCUGGUUACUAUAAAAUAAUCAAGAAUCCCAUGGACUUUGGCACAAUUAAGAGAAAACUAGAGGUUGGCCAGUACCAGAAUUUUGAGGCAUUUCACGAAGACAUGUUACUAGUGCGAGACAACUGCUACAGAUAUAACCCCCCAGGUCAUGACGCCAGGAAGGAUGGGGAGGAGGUGUUCAGUUUCUAUGAGAUAGAAUACAUUAAGAUGAUGGAGAAGUGGAGCAAUAGACAUCACCAGAUCUCUCCUGUUGGGAGCCCUAAUGUUAAAAAGUUGAAAUAUGAUAAGUCUCCAACGCAAGAUUGGGCAGCAUUGCCUCAGCAACAGUGAGGAUAUUUUACAUGUGUUCAUUUGCAAGAGUGUUUGUGUAAACUGUGCAUCAAUGCUAGUGGUACACUGGCAUGGACUAUAUUUGGAUAUGAGAGUGUAAACUGAAACAAUUAUCAUGUACAGUGUGAAACACCCGAAGAAUAUACAAAUAAAUUGUUUAAAUUAUUAUGUACAUUUAUGUCUUUAUGUAUGGAUUAGUUAAUA
Owenia fusiformis is the source of this 3567-nucleotide messenger RNA. NCBI's taxonomy places the organism in Eukaryota, Metazoa, Annelida, Polychaeta, Sabellida, Oweniidae. The record is from the annotation of a GenBank genome assembly.